AGAGUACGCCGAAGCGUCAUCCUCAACUUAAUUUAGUGAUAUUUGAUACUAUUUUCGCAGUUCGGCCACUAUUGAAGGCGAAAUGUUAUUUUUUGGAAGCUAGUUUUUGUUUUUACAUGUCUUUGGAGGCGGUUGUUACUGCGUGGCAAGCUGGCUGCGAGAGUCUCCUAACUGGCCGCUUGGUCCCGCAGCUUGUCGAUGCUGAAGAAAAUAGAACCAGUUGCCAACCAAGCGGUCGGCACCCAACGUUUGCUCUGCGCGUCGCUGUAUAUUCGCUGAUGAAUCACAUUUAAAGUUUGAUUUACAGGGUGUUGACUUUUGCAGCUGCUUGGAUUUUGGCUUGUUUAUACGUUAAUGGUAACAUUGUUUUGCGGUAGACUUGGGUGGCUAACACCAACUAGCUAUAUAACCCGAACUCGUGCGACGACAGCUGUCAUUGGAGAAAGGAAAGUGAUCCCCACAAAUGCGUGUGCAAGUGAAGCGGUUUUCUGUUGGAAUUACAUCAUCUGCCUUUCCAUCAAAUGGGCAAAGUUGGGAAUAACAUUGCAACGUUGGAAUAUAAUGAUAUGCGUGAUGCAUUUUUGAGAACUGCGGUGUUGCUUCAUUGGAGAGAGGCUAGCUAGCUCCAUUAGCUUGCUAGCUAGCUGGGUGAUAAAAGUGCGACGUUUCAUCCCCCGGUAUUUUGGAUAUGAAGAGGAUACUUCGCAAUUCAUAGGGCUGGAAGAAUGUCUUCAGAGGAUAAGACUGUGGAACCCUCUGACCAGGGACCCUCACCGCCCUCCAGCAGUGUUGGGGCCACGUCCACAGGAAGUCCUGGCCACGCAGACAAACGACCACGUGGAAGGCCGCGCAAGGAUGCUGCUGUCAUCCUACCGCAGGCGCCACUCUCAUCCACGUCCAAGAACAAGAAGAAGGGUCGCACCAGAGGGAGGGUUGUUGUGGAUGAGGAGGACAGCAUGGAUGGGACGGAGAUAACGGAGUCCAUAGGCCCUCAGGACACAGAUACACCAAUCCAGCCAGAGGAAAGUAUGGAAGUGGUGGCCACUGAGGCGUCAGAGGAGGACAAGCCCUCUCCUCCUCUGACCGACAGCCCUCCAGUCGACCUUUCUGCCGGAUCAUCUGUCCCAUCCAGUAUAGAAGACAAAAGCAGCGAGCGUCUCUGUGCCUUCUGUUACUGCGGUGGCCGUAGCCUGCUGGGUCAGGGGGAUCUGCAAGUAUUCAACACCACGCCUCAGCUUGAAGCACUCUUCAGCCACAAGGGUGGAGAGGGCUCGGCGAGCGAAAGCAGUGAUGGUGAAAAAACCACUCAGCCAAAAAUGGCCGGAGAGACCACCUCAGGACAGAGGGAGAAGACAAAUGGGUCUGAAGGCUGCGAGGAGGAACCAGACCCAGCCAGUCGAUUUUGGGAUGAACUUUCUCAUGUCGGCCUUCCACAAAAUCUUAACGUCCAGUCUCUCUUUGAGUCAGGGCAAUGCUGGGCACAUCAGAGUUGUGCCUUGUGGUCCGAGGGUGUUUGUGAGGGCGAGGGACAAUCUCUGCUUAAUGUGGACAGAGCCAUUGACUCAGGGAGCACAAAGCACUGUGCAUACUGUAAGCGCCUUGGAGCAUCCGUUAAGUGCUGUGCUGAAGGAUGUGCUCAACUCUACCAUUUCCCCUGUGCGGGGGCAGCUGGGACCUUUCAGGAUAUCAGGAGUCUCUCGCUACUCUGCCCAGAACACAUUGAACUGGCCAUUCACAAAUUUGUAGAUGAUGUAAAUUGCGCGCUGUGUGAUAGCCCCGGGGACCUACUGGACCAGCUCUUCUGCACCGGUUGCGGUCAGCAUUACCAUGGCAUGUGCCUGGACAUGGCCGUGACCCCUCUAAGGAGGGCAGGUUGGCAAUGCCCUGAGUGCAAAAUCUGCCAGACAUGCAAGAACCCAGGAGAGGACACUAAAAUGCUGGUGUGUGACAUGUGUGACAAAGGCUACCAUACCUUCUGUCUGCAACCUGCUAUAGACACGCUUCCCACCAACGGAUGGAGAUGUAAGAGCUGCAGAGUAUGCAUCCAAUGUGGAACUCGGACCAGCGGGCAGUGGCACCACACCAGCCUGCUGUGUGAGAACUGCGUCCAAAACCAGGACCCGGCUCUGUGCUGUUCAAUGUGUGCCUGCAUCCUGGACCCUGAGCAUCACAAAGACUUACUCUUCUGCCAGACUUGUAAAAGAUGGCUACACCUGGAGUGCGAGCGUCAGAACUCAGGCCAAACAGAAAUCCAACCCAGAGAGGACUACGUUUGUUCCAACUGCAAGUCUCCUGCUGCAGAGCAGGCGCUACAGGCAGAGGAUAUGGACACCGGCCCAGAGCUCAGCCCUCAGCCAGCCUCCAUGCACACAGACUCUGAGACUGGUCUACAGCUGGCUCUAAAGCACACGGACCUAGAACCUGGCACUGCGCGGCCUCCUGAAAUGCACAAUGACCCCAAACCGGAAUUACUUGCUGUUUCAUUGCACUCGGAUCCAGAGCCUGAUCAGGCUACCGUCCAGGAGGAGAAGCUGGCCACGUCAGCCCAGAAGCCUGAAGUCUCGGUGGGUGCAGACGUUGAGAUGCAGGUUACUGAACCUUCUGUUAACAACAUCCUAACAGAAUUCAAACAAGAGACAAAACCAGCAGCGAGGGCCCCGCUUACAUCCUCAGAGAGUCCUGCGUCUUCAGAGACUCCCAGCCAGGAGUCAUGUCCAGCCCAGCUCUCUCUGGAGGCACUACAGACACAGGACACCACGUUACAAAUCAAACCAGCAAAGACAGAGGCCUGCCCCGAGCAGGGCAUGGCCAACCCCAGCACAAAGGAUUUUAAGGCCAUCAUCUCAACCACCAAAGAACCAAGUACUGCAUCAGUACCUUUCACGGACCAACCAACGGUAGUCUCGCUACCCCAGCCUUUGAGUAUGGAUGUAGUCAGGGCUUCAUUCCUGGAAACUGCUCCAGAGGAACUUAACAAGGAGAGGAUGGAGGGUGUUUUUCACAUGAACCCAGCAGAGACUGUUAAGGCCUCAGCCUCUAGCACACCAGAGGAGAUGUACACUACCCUCGAGAGCCAUCUGUCCUUUCCCAGCCUGCCUUCAGAGGACAAACCACUCAAGACAUCUGUGGAAAGGUUGGCGGAAAUGGUUUCCUCUCCUUGCCACUCGUCCCCUCUGGCUCGAGGGACAUCUCCCAGAGAACUACCCCACACCCAGAUCUUACCUUCACUGGGGGACCACAGCUGUGUAAUACCCACCACCACCCUUAUACCACUCACCCCCAAGAUUGGAAUGGGAAAACCAGCCAUCACAAAGAGGAAGUUUUCCCCCGGGAGGCCGCGAGUAAAACAGGGUGCAUGGAGCCCCCAUAGCAGUGUGAGCUCUCCCUUGUCCUGGUCACCAGACCAGCCAGAGGGGUGGGACGUCCCAAAGACCAGGCAGUCCUCUGGCAGCCCCAGCUGGAGCAUCAGAGUGGGUCGCGGCUCAGGCUUUCCUGGGAGGAGGAGACCCAGAGGGGCUGGUCUGUCAGGUAGAGCUGGACGUGGACGGGCCAGAGGCAAGAAUGGAGUGAGUCCCGGAAUGAACCCUGGGAUCACCACAAUAGAAACACCCUACCCAGUCAAGGAUGAGGAGGAGAACGCCAUGCAUAACACAGUGGUCAUAUUUUCCAGCAAUGACAGUUUCACGCUCAAACAGGACAUGUGUGUGGUGUGUGGGAGUUUUGGCCUUGGUGCAGAGGGCCGUCUUUUGGCCUGCGCUCAGUGUGGCCAGUGUUAUCAUCCAUUCUGUGUUGGCAUAAAGAUCAACAAGGUGGUGCUGAGUAAAGGCUGGCGCUGUCUGGAGUGUACUGUAUGUGAAGCCUGUGGUCAGGCCACAGAUCCUGGCCGCUUGCUGCUGUGUGAUGACUGCGACAUCAGCUAUCACACUUACUGCCUGGACCCUCCGCUGCAGAACGUGCCCAAGGACAGCUGGAAGUGCAAAUGGUGUGUGUCCUGUACCCAGUGUGGUGCCACUACCCCGGGCCUAAGGUGUGAGUGGCAGAAUAAUUACACUCAGUGUGCCCCCUGUGCCAGCCUUGCAACAUGCCCCAUCUGCCUGCUGGACUACAGUGAAGGCACUGUAAUUGUGCAAUGUCGCCAAUGUGACAGAUGGUUCCAUGCAUCUUGUCAGGGUCUCCAUUCAGACAAUGAUAUAGAAAAAGCUGCAGACAGUAGCUUCGACUGCACGAUGUGCCGGUCUUUCAAAAACACUAAAGUUGUGACCAAGGCCAGAGACACCAUUGAGCCUGUACUUAUGACGCAGAUCGUCUCAAAGGCUAAAGAAAUAGAUCUGUCGAGGACCUACACCCAGGAUGGUGUUUGUUUGACAGAGUCGGGGCUUUGCCAGCUCCAGAGCUUGUCUGCUACAGCGUCACGGCGCAGGAAACCCAAGCCGAAGCUGAAGCUGAAGAUUAUUAACCAGAACAGUGUGGCGGUGCUUCAAGCUCCUGUGGAUCCCCUCUCAGAGCUCUCUCGUGAUGAAGACAUAGAGGACAACAGAGAGGCGGAGCUCCUAGAUUGUGAGGCAAAGUCUGACUCUAGCCUGGAGAGAGAGCCAGCAGAAGAGGACUCCAAGGGGGCCGACGGCGGCAAGAAGAGGAAGAGGAAACCGUACCGGCCGGGCAUUGGUGGGUUCAUGGUCCGCCAGAGGAGCCGUCCAGGUCAAGGUCCAGGCAAAGCCAAACGAUCUCUCAGCAGAAAGGAUUCCAAUGGCUCAGAGAAUACCUUUGGAAAAGAUGAGGCAGGAUGGUCAGAGGCUCUGCCUGAUACUCCUGUGGAUGAGACGCCCCCUGGACCAGAAGUCCCAGAAAAAAUAAAGAAGCGCUACCGGAAAAAGAAAACAAAACUGGAGGAAGCUUUUCCCGCCUACCUGCAGGAGGCGUUCUUCGGAAAGGACUUACUGGACAAAAGCAAGCAGAGCAGGCAACAGGGCGGGGAAUCAGGCUUACUGGAAGAAGGGCAGAGCCAAGGGGAGAGGAAGAACCCCACCACCAGCUUCCUGGACCCUUCGUCAGACCCUCUGCUCAGCGCCUCCGCAACAUCCCUUCACACCAGACAAGCAGCACAGACGUCUGAGGAACCAUUAGUUGAUCUUUCUGAUGUUCUGAACAGUGAUGCAGACAUCUUGGGAAUGCUCGGAAAGCCAAGCAGUGACUCUGGUCUUGAUUUUUGCCCCUUCCAGGUUGACAGCUCACCUCCUCCUUUUGCUGGUCUGGACAUUGGGCCCCUGACAGACAGCUCCCCAGUGUCGCUCCAGUCUCACGGUGGCCGCAGGACUCCUCGAACCCUCCAUGAGGAACACCUGGACGGAAUUCUCAGCCCGGAGCUGGACAAGAUGGUCACUGAUGAAUCAAUCCUCAGCAAACUUUACAAAAUUCCAGAGCUCGAGGGCAAAGACGUGGAGGAUCUCUUCACAGCAGUUCUUAGCCCCAGCACAAGCCAACCUCCUCCACCACAGUUGCCUCAUCCCCAGGGUCCAGGGCCCCUCCCUGCCACACCUGGCACUAGUAUGCCUCACCCCAACACAGGGAAUCCCAUGUUUCCGAGGAUGCCAAUGAUCAAUGGUAUGAUGGGACCUAACCAACGCUUUCCUACAAAUCCAGGAGCAGGACCCUGCGUCCCAGAAAAUUUCUCCCCCCUUAACCGUAUGCCUUUCAAUGACAAUCCAAGGGAUAGAAAGUUUAAUCAGAUGCCUAGAGAGGCAGUUGGUCCAUGGUCCUCCCCUGCCCAUGGCUCCGGCCCUUCAACCCCUGGACCUCUACCUGAAGGGGAGACUGAAGCCAUGUCAAAUGCCCAAAGGAGUACACUCAAGUGGGAGAAGGAGGAGACACUUGGAGAGCUCGCCACUGUAGCACCCGUCCUAUAUACCAAUGUUAAUUUCCCCAACCUAAAGGAAGAAUACCCAGACUGGUCUACAAGAGUAAAGCAAAUUGCUAAACUGUGGAGGAAAGCUAGUUCACAAGACAGGGCCCCAUAUGUGCAAAAGGCAAGAGAUAACCGAGCAGCCCUGCGCAUCAACAAAGUCCAGAUGUCGAAUGAGACGGUGAAGAGGCACCAUCCCCAGCAACAGCCCCCUGAGGUGUUUGAUCCCAACAUACCACUAGACACAGAACUGCUGUUUAAAGACCCUUUGAAACCAAAAGAGUCAGAGCAUGAACAAGAGUGGAAGUUUAGACAGCAAAUGAGGCAGAAGAGCAAACAGCAAGCCAAAAUUGAAGCCACUCAGAAAUUGGAACAAGUAAAGAAUGAGCAACUCCAGCAACAACAGCAGCAGCAGUUAGAUGGAGAAGGCAGCAACAGUGGAAACCAGAGCCCAGCCUCCCAGCCCAGCAAUGGCAGCAUGUCCCCCAUGCAGCCCCUCAAUUCUAAAGAUGGCUUUGCCAGGCCACAGCUACCAGGGACGCCCACUUCUGGUGCCCCAGAGGAUGUGUUCCUACGGCCUCCUCCUCCACCUCCCUCUGGCUCUUCCUCCCAACCUCAGUCCCCUCAGGUAUUCUCCCCAGGUUCCUCUGGCUCCAGACCUUCUUCUCCAUGGGACCCAUAUGCCAAGAUGGUUGGAACCCCAAGGCCGCCAACUCUUGGGCCAAAUGCAUGUCGCAGAAUGUCUGUUGAAUCUGGUAAAUCUCCCACGUCCUUGAUGGAGCAGCAGGACAGAGGGAGGCCCUCUCCUGCUCAUGAAUCUUUCGGCUCUCCAACAUCCAUGAGCAGUGACCCGUAUGCCAAACCUCCUGACACUCCAAGGCCAACAAGUGAAAUGGACCCUUUCCUAAAGCCCAUGGGUCCCCCCAGAGCCAGUCAGGCUGCUCAGGGAAGGCCCCCAAUGGGUUCUCCAGGCAGAGACCCAUACUCAAGACCCAUGAUAAGGACUGAGGCCUAUCAACGCAUGGCCCAGAACAGGAUGAUCUUGUCCGACCCUUACUCAAGGCCUUUACUAACGCCAAUCCCUGGAAGUAAUGAGUCUGGCUCGGUCCCUUUGUUCAAAACACCCAUGCCCCCUCCUCAGGCUCAGGAUCCGUUCAACAGACCAGGUCAAAAUCCUAAUGACAGGUUCUCGCAGAAUCUGCAGAAUGACCCCUAUGCUCAGCCUCCGCACACCCCGAGACCAUCUGGGAGCGACAACUUCACCAGUCCUCCUAGAAUGGGCCAGCAUCACCCUCAGGGCCAUCCAUUCGCUCAACCAGGACCAAUGACCCAGAUGUCUAGAAAUCCUUAUGCCCAUGCACCUUCCACUCCAAGGCCCGACCACUUCACAUACGACCCCUUUGCCCAGCCCUCCGGUCCCAACAAGUCAGGCGGUGACCCUUUCUCUCAGUCAACAGGAAACCAACGAUCCAAUGAACUCGGUGGUCAACCUCGGCCAUUUUUUGAGCCCUACGCCCGACCUCCCGGCACCCCGCGUCCACAUGACAACUAUGGUCAACCUUCAAACAACCUAUCCUCAGACCCUUACUCACAGGCUCCUUCCACUCCUCGUCCCAGUGGGAUGAACCAGUUCGCACAUCAGUCGCACCCUGGACAAAGGAUGUCACCUUCCCACUCGAUGGACCCUUACGCUCAGCCACCAGGUACUCCACGGCCCUCUAUGGGAGAGAGGUUUUCUAACCAGAGGGGGCCAAUGGAGCCAUUUACAAAUACACCUGCAACAUCAAGGCAGGGAAGUAACGACAUGUUUUCCCAGCCUGGGGUCCCAAGACAAAUGCUCAAUGACCCGUAUGCCCAGCCUCCAGGGACCCCACGGCCUGGUCCUGAUAUGCUCAGCAGACAAGGGCCAAGGCAAGGACUAAUGGGAAGCCAGGAUAUGUUCUCCCCACCUCAAGGCAGACUUCAUGAGUCUUUCCAUCAUCCAGGCUCACAAACACCGAAACAUCCUGGUGUUUCAGAAGAUGGCUUCAUGCAGUCACCCUCCAGAAGACCAAGUCAGACACCGGGCCAUGAUCCGUAUGAGCAAGCACCCAUGACCCCUCGUCCACAGUCAAUGGAGAAAAUGGAAAUCAAAGAUCAGUCAUGUUUGGGAAACAACGGAACUGCCUCUCAAGAUCUAGGCCAACUCUCCAAAAACCUACAGAUGCAUGGUGCUCCCACUGAUGCUCAGGGUGUGGCUCUCGCUGAAAGUGAGGAGAGACUCCGACAGCGACAAAGAAUUAGAGAGCUAAUCCUCAAGCAGCAGCAACAGAGAAUUGCUAUUCGGCAGGAGAGGGGCCCUCAGGAUCCUGUUGGCAACAUGACCCCAGGAACACCACGUCCCUGGCCCCAGGAGGGCCCUGGGCAACAGGGGGAAAUGUUCAACCGACCUCCUCCUCCUUAUCCUGGACAGGGACCCAUGAGAGGGCCAAUGCGGUUUCCUGGACCUUUUCCAGGCGAUCAGCGUGUCCCUUUCCCUAAUGAGGGACAACUCCCCAGGGGCCCACAUCCUGGAGAUCCUAAUCUGAGACAUCAGGGACCAAGGUUUGCAUUUCCACCCGGGGUUGUAGGACCACAUGGAGCCCAAGAGUUUUUUCCCAGGGGGCAACACCCAAUGCAGGAAAUCCCUCCCCAAAUGAGACGGUCCAUGUCUGCUGAAAUGGCAAAGAGCAUGGGAGGCAACCCUAUGGGGCUGCCCCAGCACUUCCCACCACGUGGUAUGCCAGUGCAGCAGCACAACAUAAUGGGCCAACCGUUCAUUGAGCUGCGACACAGAGCUGGAGAAAUCAGGUCACGCAUGCAAUUUCCCCCUGGAGCCAUGCAAGGAGGCAACAUGGAUCCCAUGAUGCAGGGUCAAAGGCUACCAGGCUUUCCAGGAGGACCUGAUUCCAGGUUCCCUAUAAACCAGGGUCCCAGAAUGGUAGACCCCAUGGCCAGCCACUCUGGCCAUGCACAGCUGUCUGCAAGCAUGGAAAAUAUUCAUCAGCAUGCCCAAAUGUCAGGAAACCAAGCAUUCAGGCAAUCUCAUUUGAUGAGAUCCAUGAGCCAGCCUGCUUCCAAUGAGACCCAGAACAUGGCAGCAUCUAUGAUCCUGACUGCACCCCCUGCUGGGCAGACUGAGAAUGUCUCAGCGUCAGGCAGUGAAAAUGUAGAGGAGAAACUUGAUGCAGAAGAAUCAGCAGUCAAAGAUCUUGAGGAUGUGGAAGUAAAAGAUCUGGUAGAUGCUGACUUGGACAACCUAAAUUUGGAUCCUGAUGAUGGCAAAGACCUAGAUCUAGAGACAAACGACCUACACCUUGAUGACUUCCUAACAUCUGGGAAAUUUGACAUCAUUGCAUAUACAGACCCUGACCUUGAUGACAUCAAGAAAGACCUGUUUAAUGAGGAACUGGAUCUCAGUGAUCCUAUGGACGAUCAUGCCGACAACACAGACGUCAACAAAAACUCAAGCACAGGAACUGAGGCGUCAUCCAGUUCAGCAUCUGUUCUGGCAAAAUCAGAGGCCUCAGAUGAGCAGUCCUCUGCUGAAGUCAAGCUGGAAGCUCUGGGAAGUAAGGACUCUUCUUCUUUGGCACCUGGGCAACAAAUUAAAACCGAGGUUAGGGACUGUAAGAAAUCCCCUGUGGCAGACCAACAACCCACCGGAAACACCUUAACCUCAAACCAGCAGGGAAUGCUCUCUGACUCCACCCCGGUCCUGUCUAGUUUACUCAUUAAACAGCAGCCCGAGGAGCAGUCAUUAAAUCCAAUCGGUGAAUCCGUCAGUCAAGGAGGUAACCUCAUGCCCCAGCAGAACCAAGUCACUGACACUCAGCACAACUCGGGACUAACAGUACCCAACGCCACCACUGCAGAAGACGAUUCUAUGAAUGAUUUUGGGCUGGAUCAGAGCGGGUUGACCCCGGCCCAGCAGGCAGCGUUGAACCAGGCACUUGGUCAGCAGGGGCAGCUGAACCGUCCUCUUCUGCUAGAGGAGCAGCCGCUCCUACUGCAGGACCUUCUGGACCAGGAGAGGCAGGAGCAACAGCAGCAGAGACAGAUGCAAGCCAUGAUACGACAGCGUUCCAGCGACUCCUUCUUCCCCAACAUUGAUUUUGAUGCCAUCACUGACCCCAUAAUGAAAGCAAAAAUGGUCGCCCUGAAAGGCAUCAACAAAGUCAUGGUUCAGAACAACAUGGGAAUGACCCCAAUGGUCAUGAACAGAUUUCCUCCUGGUCCUGCUGCACCACCUCCUGAAAGCACACCACUUCCUCCACAAGUUCUUGGACAGGAUGGUAAAUUGACACAAGUAUCAAGACCGAACCCUCCAAACUUUGGCCCAGGAUUUGUCAACAAUGCUCAGAGGGCUCAGUACGAGGAGUGGCUCCAGGAGACUCAGCAACUACUUCAAAUGCAGCAGAAGUUUCUGGAAGAGAAGAUUGGGGCUCACAGGAAGUCUAAGAAAGCCCUGUCUGCCAAGCAGAGAACAGCUAAGAAGGCAGGGAGAGAAUUCCCCGAGGAGGACGCCGAGCAGCUCAAACAUGUCACAGAGCAGCAGGGUGUAGUGCAGAAACAACUGGAGCAGAUCCGCAAGCAGCAGAAGGAGCAUGCUGAACUUAUAGAGGAGUACCGGGUAAAACAGCAGCAAAACAAUCUGACACCCAUAAUGCCUGGGAUGCCCCAAAUGCCGGGCCCUGCUGCCAUGGUCCCCAGUGGACCCCCUAUGAAUCCCAUCAUGCAGAUGCCUCUUCAUCCUGGCCCGCCCAAUUCAGCUCCGUGUAUGCCCAACCCACCACCUGGCUGGCAUCCAGGUGCUCCUUUGCCCAUGGCUGGACCGGGAAUGCCCCCUAUAAUGCCCCCCCAGGUACCUGUCGGAAAUCCAGGCCAACCUCUUCAGAUGCCAAUGGGUAAUUUACCUCAACACCCACAAAUGCCUGUGGAUCCCCAGGCACCACCAGCUCCAUCAGCGGGUGUAAAACCCAUGCAGUCAGGUGGUAUGAAGUUUGAUGACAACAAUCCAUUCAGUGAAGGCUUCCAGGAGCGGGAGAGGAGGGAGAGGCUUAGGGAGCAGCAGGAGAGACAGCGGGUGCAGCUCAUGCAGGAAGUUGAACGUCAGAGGGCCCUGAAACACCGUAUGGAAAUGGAGCAGCAAGGGAUGCUGGGGCCGGAUAGCAACAUGGCGCCUCUUACUCAGAUGCCAUUUUUUAACACAGACCUGCCACAGGACUUCAUGCAGCCCCAACGGCCUCCUAUGCAGCAACAGCAACAACUGGCACCAAUGUUCCCCCAGCAGCUGGGCAUGCAGCCGGGCAUAGGCUCGCCACCUGGGACCUUUAUGCAGGGGGAAAGGAGGGCCAUGAUGGGCAAUGGGAUGAUGCCCCGUGACAUGGGGCCUGGUUUUGGGCCUGAUAAUCUUGCCCUUCAAGCACCUAAUUUCCCCCAGGGUCAACCAAGACCUCGCCAGUUCAGUGGACCAGGAAUGAUGCUUCAGAUGUCAGGUGAGGGUCCAUUUGGAGUCGACUCUUCUACACCUCUGCCGUCCAACUUCCCGGGCUCAGGUCAGUCUCUGAUCCAACUCUACUCCAACAUCAUCCCAGACGAGAAGGGGAAGAAGAAAAGAAACCGCAAAAAGAAGAAGGAUGAUGACGCAGACUCAGUCAAGACGCCUUCUACUCCACACUCAGACCUCACAGCCCCUCUCACACCAUGUGUGUCGGACACCUCCUCAACUCCAACCAGGAACACCCAUCUAUUCGGUGACCCGGACUUGUCAAGGUCCCCCUUACUGGGAUCUUCCACCCCGAGUCACUCAGAGCUGGAGAGGCAGCUCUCUGGAGGCCAAUCCGGACACCCUGGUCUCUUAUCAGAUAUGGCAAGAGCCCAGGCUCAGGAACAUGACAGGAUCCUCAGCAACAUAAAGCUGGAGCAGACUGAUGCCAGCGAGUGUCAUGGGCCACGGGAUGGGCACAUCGGCUCAGGAAUGAGCUCUGUGAAGGAGGAAGGCAAUAAAGGGAGUGGGUCUCCCUUCACUGCAGGGCAAAGUCCAAACAAGGGGGAGACUGGAAAUGAACUACUGAAACACCUACUGAAAGACAAGAGCACACCUCCACCGGGAUUCUCCCAGCAGAGGUCGGAGGAGAGCAUUCGCUCAGAGGAGGACGAGCUGGCGGACUGCAAAGCCCUGCUGAGGCAAAGCUCCAUGGACAGCAAUGGGGCGUACUCGGAUGGCACUCAAGACUUUUCUGGCCCUGUGCUCCCCGAACAGGAGAAAAAGAAAGGAAGGAACAAAAGGGCUCCGAAAGGAGGAGAGAAACCUGCCUCGCGCUACAAGAAGAGGAAAAAGGAAGGGGAUGAGAGGCAACUAAUGCACUCAGGGCCUGACACUGUAAUGACCCAAAUCAAACAGCAGCUCUCCCUGCUGCCCCUCAUGGAGCCUCUGAUUGGUAUCAACUUCGCCCAUUUCGCUCCCUAUGGCAGCGGUCAGCUGAACGGAGAGAGCCUCCUGUCUGGUACAUUUGGCAGCGCCUCACUCGAUGGAGUCUCCGACUACUACUCCCAGCUGGCCUACAAGCAGAGUAACCUGAGCAAUCCACCGACACCACCAGCAUCUCUUCCUCCCACCCCACCACCUGUGAACCGACAGAAAAUGAUCAAUGGAUUUGCUACGACAGAGGAGCUGGCCAGCAAAGCUGCUGCUAUGGUGUCCAAAGGCCUGGUCCCAAAGCCGCUGCAUGUCCCAUUCAGGACUGAGGAAGACCUACUAGCCAGGGCCAUUGCACAGGGGCCCAAAACUGUGGAUGUCCCGGCCUCCCUUCCCACCCCUCCUCACAACAACCAGGAGGAGCUGAGCAACAGAGGACAGGAGCCUUGCAAAGAAAGGGAUACCCCAGACAGUUUUGUUCCAUCCUCUUCUCCUGAAAGCGUUGUUGGCAUGGAGAUCAGUCGCUACCCUGACCUGUCUCUGGUGAAGGAGGAGCCUCUGUCCCCCUGCCUGUCGCCUGUCCUCCCCAUGCUUCCUGCUCCUGAUGGGAAAGGGUCAGAAAUCAAACUCCAGGUUAUCAAAACAGAGCCUUCUGCAAUGUUCUUCGGCUCCCCCUUUGGCUCCAUGUCUAAUGAUUCCAAACAAGGCCUGGUGUCUGUAGCCAUCACUAUGAGACCAGCUGCAGCAGAGAACAUCACGGGUGUCGUGGCAGCCAUUUCAGACCUACUAGGCGUGAAGAUCCCCAGUAGCUACGAGGUCAGUAGCACUCCAGACAGAGGGCCUCUUUCUAUACUCGCUGGUCCAAGGAUGGGCCCCCUAGGCAUGGAGCCUCGGCCUCCUAUGCUGUUCCACGGACAAGGAGACAAUGGCGGGCUGCAAGGACGCAUAGGACAUAUGAUAAGACACGGCGGACCUCAGGCCAUGAUGCAACAGCAGCAGGCACAUCAUUUCCGUUUCCAUCCCAACAGCCCAGGCGCAGCUCUGGCUCGAGGACCUGACCAGAGGACGCCUGCCAGCCCUGGAUGUAAACCGCAUUGGUGCUGCCACUGUAAGGUGGUGGUUCUCGGGAAUGGAGUGCAGAAAUCCAUCAAAGAUCUCCCCGCCCACAUGAAGGAAUCUGGAGGCCGUUUUAAAUCUGAAGAUCUGGUCUUCUGCAGUCACAGCUGCUUCCUUCUCUACUGUUCCUCAUCACCCGUACAAUCCAGGUCAACCACAGAAACCAAGGAAUCAGUGUCCCUUCUCCCUUCUUGCGAGCAAACGGAAAGCCUUUCUAAAACUUCCCACCAGUACAACAACAACAUGUCAUCGCUGGACGUUCAUUGCCUGGCUCAGCUUCAGCCCAAGCAGUCUCCCCCCUCUACUCCUCCUAUUCCCUUCCCCAUGGCAGGCGGUACACCCAAGAUGGAGAUGAAGUCCGAUGCCAUCAAAGUCACGGUGAAGCUGAAGGCUCGGCCUAGAUCCCAUGAAGGCUGGCACCAGGGGAAGAGACAGAAGGGACUCCGUUGGAGGAAGUGGACGGUCCAGGUCGUAGUGCCGAGAGGGAAUUCCCAACUCCCAGAUGAAGAUAAGAUCGACGAGCUCCUGAAGAAGCUCGGGGCCUCGCUGCGCCCUCCUGUCUCUCUGCGGGACCACAGGCGCUGCUGUUUCUGCCACCAGUUCGGAGACGGGAUCACCGACGGCCCUGCCCGACUUCUCAACCUAGACCUGGAUGUGUGGGUGCACCUAAACUGUGCCCUGUGGUCCACUGAGGUGUACGAGACGCAGGCCGGCGCCCUCAUUAACGUGGAGCUCGCCAUGCGACGCGGCCAAACGGUGCGCUGCGCCUACUGCCAGCAGAUCGGAGCAACGAGCGGCUGCCACCGCCUCCGCUGCACCAACGUCUACCACUUCACCUGCGCUCUGCAAGCCCACUGCACCUUCUUCAAGGACAAGACCAUGCUGUGUCACGCCCACAGGCCCCGGGGAACAGCCGGACAAGCGCUGGAUCAUGAGCUGCGUUGUUUCGCUGUCUUCAGGCGUGUCUACGUGCAAAGAGACGAGGUGCGUCAGAUUGCCACGGCUGUGCGGCAGCCUGAGCUAGGCUACACCUUCAGAGUCGGCAGCCUGGUGCUGCACGCAAUCGGCCAACUCACCCCUGUACAAAUGGCAGCCUUCCACUCCAACACGGCCAUCUUUCCAGUUGGCUACGAGGCUUGCCGCAUCUACUGGAGCAUGCGUCAUGGCAACCACCGAUGCCGCUACGUCUGUUCUGUUGAGGACAGGGAGAAUGUGCCGGAGUUUUCCAUCAGAGUCAUCGAGCAGGGCUACAAAGACCUGGUCCUGACCGACAGCUCUGCUAAAGGAGUGUGGGACAAAGUUCUGGGUCCUGUUUCUGAGAAAAGAAAUGAAGUCGGCACUCUGAAGCUCUUCCCUGUUUACCUGAAAGGAGAGGACUUGUUUGGCCUCACAGUCCCUGCAGUCACCAAGAUCUCUGAAUCGCUCCCAGGAGUAGAGGCUUGUGUCAGGUACUCGUUCCGUUACGGACGCAACCCUCAUGUGGAGCUGCCUCUCAUAUUCAAUCCAGCCGGCAGUGCUCGCGCCCAGCCAAGAACCAGCACUCCCUUCAUGUCGCUGGUGAUAAGGCCACAUCCACAAGCUGUAUCCAGCAGCAGUGCCCGGUCUAACCAGAAUGUGGCCCAGGGAGAAGGUGGCGCCCCCCAUAGCAAGCCUCCGGUAAAUCACCCCAGGUCUUCUCAGUACCGCUGGAUGAAGAGUGAGUGGAGAGCCAAUGUCUACCUGGCCCGCUCCCGCAUUCAGGGCCUGGGGCUGUUUGCUGCGAGAGACAUUGAAAAACAAACUAUGGUGAUCGAGUACAAUGGAACCGUCCUCCGAAAUGAGGUCGCCGUCAGCAAGGAGAAGAUUUACAAAUCCCAGAACCGAACAGUGUUCAUGUUCCGCAUCGGCAGCGAACACAUUGUGGAUGCCACUCGAACUGGAGGGCUAGCAAGAUAUAUCAACCACUCUUGUGCCCCCAACUGUGUUGCUGAGGUGGUCACAUUUGAACGGGGUUACAAAAUCAUCAUCAGCUGCAAUCGCAGAGUUGAAAAAGCAGAGGAGCUCUGUUUCGACUACCAGUUUGACACUGUGGAGGGUCAGAACAAGAUUGCUUGCCUCUGUGGAGCUCCUGAAUGCAGGAAGUGGAUUAACUGAGGAAACGACAAACUUAAAUGCAUUCCUUGCUAGAGAGUGUGGAUGCUGUUAUCUCUGCCGGGAGAAAAAAGGCUUCACAUUAAAGUCAUUUUCUGAAUGAGCAGAAGGCCUGAGCCCUGAGAGAGAUAAAUGCAUUUACAUGUGGGUUCAUCGAGAAGAUGGAGAGGGAAACGGCUGGAGUAAGGGAAAUGUAACACAGUAGCAGGAUGUGACUCGUGCCAUAUGUGAGGGGCUCUGUUGUAUGAGGUGCCUCUGUGUGUCUGUAUGUGUCUGUGCGUCUGUUUGGUGUACAUGGGGGUGCGGAAUCCACCAGCGAAUGAGAAAGCACUGUGCAGGGUGCGGCCUUAUUGCUUACUAAGGGCAGGCCCUUUUGUUUCAUACUGUCAAUGUAUACCGUAUGACUAAAUGUAGACAUCACUGAAUGAGGAAUGUACAGCAAUGAAUACCGCGAAGGGAAUAUUAACUUGCACUAAAAAAAAAGAAAAUAUACAAAAAAACACACACACGAAAACUUUUUAAAUACUUGAUUCCAUGAGUCAGUUUUAUCAUAGGUCUCUGUCAUGUGAUUUGUGUGGAAUUCGAGAGGUUUUGUAUUUAUUACUGAGUGAAUGAAUUUUAUUCUCAAAAUGAUGAGACUGAGUUAAAGAAGGCUUUUGUUUUUGAAGAUUGAGGAAGACAUGCUGUUACUAUUGUAUAAAUGUACAUAAAGAAAACUAUAGGAAUAACCGACCAAAUACUACCUUAACCUUCUCGAUGUUUGGGUGUUUUUAAAUUGUUUUUGUUCCGUUUGUCAUUGAAAUUUAUUUAAGAUGGAUGUUAUUUCAGUUUGAGAGUAUAUAUUAUGAUUAUUCUGUACAGAAUUUGUAAUAUAACCACAAUAAUUCACAAAGUAUUUUUGUUGUAUUAAAAGUAAGGUAUUGUAGCGUAGUGUUUUGUGACUUACACAUGCUUUGACCACUCAAAAAAAGAAAUAUUUUUGUUGACUAACGUAACGAGUUAUCAGUUACAGGAUCAAGGAAAAAAGACUCUUCAAAUAGUGAGAGAUCAGUGUGAUCUGUUUGCUGUUAAUCAGGUUUGAUUUUAAAGAACUGUGAAUUAGGUUUUGAAACCCAAAAAUGACUUUUUAACUUUUUAACACGGAUAGAAACACCGACAUGUAUUUACCUGUUUUUUGUUUUUACAUUGCUUUUAAAAUAAGGUGCAAACGUCUAAUGAUAUUGUGCGUUAGACGAACCAGUGUGUGACAGGAAGAAUCGUAAUGGGGAACUCGUGUUUGGAACCCGGAGGUUGUUCUACCUUUUGUUUUUGGACAGAAAUGGCAUUCUCCUUAAUCAGAAAUAUUUCUUAUACUGACACUUCACAAGUCACAUGCUUAGAAACGGAAGAGUCUUUGCGUGCACAAUUUCAAGUCGACUGUAAAAUUUUGGAGACAGUCCUAGAACUUGUAAUGUAUAUGGCAUGUAUUUUUUUAACUUUCCGAAGACUCAAUUGUAUAUAUUUUCUCAAUGAAUGGUUGUAACAAAAUUGUUUCUUGGAUAUUUUUCUUCUCUUGUAUGAUAUUACAUCAUCCUGCCAGUGUGUUUGUGCUACAUUUUCUUGGUUGUGUAGUCAGAUUUUUAUUUCAUUUCCUUUUUUUUUUCUCUUUUUUUUUGAAAAUGCCUUUUGAAGUGUACAGAGUAUGAGGUUUGGAGUUUGUGGAAUUGAAUUUAGAAACAUUUACAAAAAUAAACUAUUUUACAUGUUAA
Molecule: messenger RNA, 17332 nt
Organism: Eleginops maclovinus (Patagonian blennie)
Lineage: Eukaryota; Metazoa; Chordata; Actinopteri; Perciformes; Eleginopidae
Gene: kmt2cb
Product: lysine (K)-specific methyltransferase 2Cb
Exons: 61
Coding region: 726-15587 (4953 amino acids)
Biological process (GO): positive regulation of transcription by RNA polymerase II
Cellular component (GO): MLL3/4 complex; nucleus
Molecular function (GO): histone H3K4 methyltransferase activity; histone binding; transcription coactivator activity
Source: RefSeq, a predicted model, not a curated record